Suncus etruscus (white-toothed pygmy shrew) is the source of this 2758-nucleotide messenger RNA. RefSeq names its product semaphorin 3G (gene SEMA3G). The transcript has 16 exons. Gene Ontology annotation, molecular function: semaphorin receptor binding; chemorepellent activity. The record is from RefSeq and is a predicted model, not a curated record. Bases 45 to 2351 code for a protein of 768 amino acids. Gene Ontology annotation, biological process: positive regulation of cell migration; negative chemotaxis; neural crest cell migration. NCBI's taxonomy places the organism in Eukaryota, Metazoa, Chordata, Mammalia, Eulipotyphla, Soricidae.
UCCGCUGGCUGACAGCGCUGAGCUGCUGCGCUCCGCUUCUGGGCAUGGCCCCCUCGGCCUGGGCCGUCUGCUGCCUCCUGGGGGGGCUCCUGUUGGGUCGAAGCAGCCCCAGCCCCGGCCCCAGCGUGCCCCGCCUUAGGCUUUCCUAUCGAGACCUCCUGGCUGCCAACCGCUCUGCCAUCUUCCUGGGUUCCCGAGGACCCCUGGACCUCCAGGUCCUGUACCUGGACGAAUACCGAGAUCGCCUUUUCCUGGGGGGCCGAGACACCCUCUACUCCCUGCGGCUAAACAAGGGUUGGCCGGAUCCCCGAGAGGUCGUGUGGCCGCCUCAGCCUGGACAGAGGGAGGAAUGUGUGCGGAAGGGCAGGGAUGCUUUGAUGGAGUGUGCCAACUUCAUUCGGGUGGUACAGCCCCACAACAGGACCCACCUGCUCGCAUGUGGCACGGGCGCCUUCGAGCCCAGCUGUGCUUUUAUUGCCGUGGGGCACCGCGGGGAGCAUGUGCUCAAGCUGGAGCUGGGCAGCGUGGAGAGCGGGCGAGGCCGGUGCCCACAUGAGCCUGGCAGACCCUUCGCUAACACCUUUGUAGGCGGGGAGCUGUAUACUGGCCUCACUGCUGACUUCCUGGGGCGUGAGGCCAUGAUCUUCAGGAGUGGGGGUCCCCGGCCUGCCUUGCGUUCUGACUCAGAUCAGAACCUCCUUCACGACCCCCGCUUUGUGAUGGCCACUCGAAUCCCUGACAAUUCUGACCGGGACGACGACAAAGUAUAUUUCUUUUUCUCGGAGACGGUCCCAGCUCCCGACGGUGGCCCCGGGCGUGUCACCGUCAGCCGUGUGGGCCGAGUCUGCGUGAACGACAUGGGUGGCCAGAGAGUGCUGGUGAACAAAUGGAGCACCUUUCUCAAGGCUAGGUUGCUGUGCUCGGUGCCCGGCCCGGGAGGGGAAGACACACACUUUGACCAGCUGGAGGAUGUGUUUCUACUGAGGCCCAAGUCCGGGAGGAACCUCGAGGUCUACGGGUUAUUCCGCAUAGUCAGUGCCGUGUUCCAGGGCUUUGCUGUCUGUGUGUACCAUAUGGAAGACAUCUGGGAGGUCUUCAAGGGACCUUUUGCCCACCAAGAUGGCCCCCAGCACCAGUGGGGGCCAUACGGGGGCAAGGUGCCCUUCCCGCGCCCAGGGAUGUGCCCCAGCAAGAUGACGGCACAGCCAGGGCGGCCCUUCGGCACCACUAAGGACUACCCAGACGAGGUGCUGCAGUUCGCCCGUGCUCACCCACUCAUGUUCCAUCCUGUGCGACCUCGAGGGGGCCGUCCGGUCCUGGUCAAGACCCACCUCAGCCAGCAGCUGCGCCAGAUCGUGGUGGACCGCGUGGAGGCGGAGGAUGGCGCCUAUGAUGUCAUCUUCCUGGGGACUGAUUCAGGCUCCGUGCUCAAAGUUCUGGCACUCCAGGCAGGGGCCUCAGCUGAGCCCGAGGAGGUGGUUUUGGAAGAGCUCCAAGUAUUCAAGAUGCCAACCCCCGUCACUGAGAUGGAGAUCUCCGUUAAAAGGCAAAUGCUGUACGUGGGCUCAAGACUGGGUGUGGCCCAGCUGCAACUGCACCAAUGCGAGACUUAUGGCAGUGCUUGUGCCGAGUGCUGCCUGGCCCGAGAUCCAUAUUGUGCCUGGGACGGUACCACCUGCACCCGCUACCGGCCGGGCAUCAGCAAACGCCGCUUCCGCCGGCAGGAUAUCCGGCAUGGCAACCCUGCCUUGCAGUGCCUGGGGCAGAGCCAGGGAGAAGAAGCUGUGGGACUCAGCGGGGUGACCAGCAAGGUCUAUGGCACAGAAAACAACAGCACCUUCUUGCAGUGUCUGCCCAAAUUCCCACAAGCUGCCGUGCGCUGGUUCUUGCAGAGGCCCGGGGCCAACAGGCUUGAGCAGGUGAAGACGGAUGAACGAAUCCUGCUCUUGGAGCAGGGGCUGCUCUUCCGCCGGCUCAGCCGCCUGGACUCUGGCACCUACAUCUGCACCACUUCGGAGCAUGGCUUCUCCCGCACGGUGGCUCGCCUGGCUCUGGAGGUGAUUGGAGCGGAGCAGCUGAGCAGCCUAUUCCCCCGGGGGUCAGCGUCAGAGGAACCCCCAGGCCGGGACUCUGUGUCCCCCAAGGCUUGGUACAAGGACAUCUUGCAGCUCAUCGGUUAUGCCAACCUGCCCAGGGUGGAUGAGUACUGUGAGCGCAUGUGGUGCCCCUCUCGGAACCGGGCCAAGCAGGCCAAAGGCAAGACCUGGGCCGGCCUGGAGCUGGGCAAGAAGGUGAAGAGCCGGGCACAGGUGGAGCGCAAUCGGACACCCCGGGAGGUGGAGGAGACAUAAAAGAGGGUGGAGAAGGGGAUAGCCUGGAGGGGCCUUAUGUGCAGCAGCCUCUGAGUCUCCCAGCCACUCAGCUAGAGCAGCAGGGGGGACCACAUUUCUGACCUCCUUAGUAGGGGGGAGCCUGACCCCCACCCCCUACUGUACUACUGCAGAAAAGGCUGUGAGCCCGAGGGAGUGGCUGUGCCCAGGGCUAUUCCCUGCCCCUCUCAGUGCUGUUAGUCCCAGACUGGAGCCAGCACACUUCUGGCCACCCCCAAGGCUCUGUGGGGUUGCUUUUUGUUCUCAGAGAUGGCCCCCCAGAAUCCAUUUCCGGGUGUGCCCACAGGCAAGAAGACUGGUAGUUCUUUCCCAGCCUGCAGAACAAUGGGCAUUCUGAGUGACCUUAACUACGUGGGCGUUUGGGGCUC